Cladocopium goreaui is the source of this 1860-nucleotide messenger RNA. The record is from the annotation of a GenBank genome assembly. NCBI's taxonomy places the organism in Eukaryota, Dinophyceae, Suessiales, Symbiodiniaceae.
AUGUAUCUCUCUCUCAGUGGUUCGGAGGUGAACCAAUAUUAUCACAUCAUCUUCAGAUGCAGAGUCACUGGGCCACUGGGCCAAACCAGGACGGUGAACCCCGCGACCAACGAACCGGAAGACCCGCAGGAUUUCCCCAAACCCUCCUGCAUCAGUGAGACCGAUAACUACAGGGAAUCCACGGCCCUGACGAAGAAACUCAUGGCUUUGAAGGGUAAAGGCGAGUCCAAGACUGUGGCCAUCAUUGGUGGCGGCCUGUCAGGCAGUGUCCGUGGUGAGCGUGGCCUCUCCUGUGCCAAGUAUUUGGUGGAUGCCGGUCAUAAGCCAAUUGUGCUAGAGGCUCGGGACUGUUUGGGUGGAAAGGUUUCGGCCUGGAAAGAUAAGGAUGGGGACUGGAUUGAGACAGGUUUACACAUCUUUUUCGGCGCCUAUCCCAACAUGAUGAAUAUCUUUUCGGAGCUGGAUAUUGAAGACCGGUUGCAGUGGAAACGGCACCAGAUGAUCUUUGCCAUGCAGGAGUUGCCUGGAGAGUUUACGACCUUCGAUUUUUUGGAGGGCAUCCCGGCACCCUUCAACUUUGCCCUGUCCAUUCUGCUGAAUCAGAAGAUGUUGACCUUGCCCGAGAAGCUUCAGACAGCUCCAGCCCUGCUGCCCAUGCUGGUGGAAGGUCAGAAGUUCAUCGAUUUGCAAGAUGAACUCUCCGUAUUCAAUUUCAUGGAGAAGUACGGCAUGCCAGACAGGAUCAACACGGAGGUCUUCAUCGCCAUGGCCAAGGCCCUGGAUUUCAUCGACCCCGAGAAGUUGUCCAUGACGGUGGUGCUCACAGCCAUGAAUCGCUUCCUCAACGAAACCGAUGGUCUACAGAUGGCCUUUAUCGAUGGGAACCAAACCGAACGUUUGUGCGAACCCAUGAAGCAAUACAUCGAGGAACGAGGUGGCCAGGUGUUGCUGAACCAGCCUUUGGCCAGUAUCGAAACCAAUGAGGAUGGUUCGGUGAAAUGCUUCAAGAUGCGCGAUGGAAAGGAGAUCGUGGCAGAUGAAUACGUUUCCUCGGUGCCUUGUGACAUCAUGAAGCGCAUCCUUCCCCGGGCCUGGUCGACGGAUCCCUUCUUCCGACAGAUCGAUGAGUUGGAGGGGAUCCCAGUGAUCAACAUCCACCUUUGGUUCGAUCGCAAGCUCCUGAAUGUGAACCACCUCUGCUUCAGCCGCAGUCCGUUGCUGUCCGUCUACGCGGAUAUGAGCACUUGCUGCAAAGAGUACGAAGAUGAGGACAAGUCGAUGUUGGAACUGGUCUUCGCGCCUUGUUCGCCCAUCGCCGGUGGAGGUGUCAAUUGGAUGGGUAAGAGCGAUGAGGAAAUCGUGGCAGCCACCAUGAAGGAGCUGGAACGGCUCUUCCCCACGGAAAUUGGUGAAGAUUUGCCUGACGGCGGCGCCAAACUGCUGAAGCACGCCGUGGUAAAGGUGCCACGAAGUGUCUAUGCGGCCGUCCCAGGGCGAAAUAAGUUCCGCCCCUCGCAGGAGACCCCCAUCAAGAAUUUCACCUUGGCAGGCGAUUGGACCAGCCAGAAGUUCUUGGGAAGCAUGGAGGGUGCCAUCUUUGCUGGCAAGCUGGCUGCGGAGGUAGUGGCCUGCAAGGCAGCUGGCGAACCAACCAAGGGCUUGAAGGAGAUCGAUGCCUCUAUUUUGGCGAAGAAAGAUUCCUUCGUGCCUGAAGAUCCCAUGGGCGUCAAGGGCAAGACGCCCAUCGCCUUCGGUGGGGGCGAGGUCCUGGGAAGUGGCUUCGAUGCUGGGCCGAACUCGGGCGUUUUUGGUGGAUUUCGUGGUGAUUUCGGAUUUCGUGGGGAUUUCAUGGGGAUGUGA